UGUUAGCACUGAAUUUAAACUCAGUCCGGUUUUUCCGUUUUUAGCGGUGAAUUUGUUCGGUUGUUAGUCCAGUCUCUUAAAUUAUUAUCUCGGCAUUUCUGAAAAUUCAGAAAUUCAGAAAUUGCAUUUGUUUCAUCUUCAGAGAGAGGAGGGAGGGACGAGUUGCAGAAAGAAGACGAAUAAAAGAAAAAAAUCGUCAAGUUUUCUUGAGCCGAUUUUUUAAAAAAAAUGGCGUGUGAAGGAAAUGAGAUAUCAGAUGAAAGGAUAGGAGAGGCGCUGAUCAUACAGGUGAUGGAGGGGGAGCUGAAGAAGGUGCCCUCAGAGGAAGUCCCGCCCCUCACAGCGCACCAGGAGGUGAAUGAGCUGGAGGAGAAGAUCGUGGUCCAGGUGGCCCAAAUGGUCCGCAUCGUUGGCGACAAGCUCGAACACGACACAGAGUUCCAUGAUGCAAUAGAUGGAAUGUUUUUGGGCCCUGGCUCCAAAUCAGAGAGGUUCAUGCAGCUGGUGAACAAAGUGUUUGAACAUGGCCAGAUCACCUGGGGCAGGAUCGCCGUGCUGCUUUACGUCGCCGGCCGGUUGGCCGUCAAGAUGGUGGAGGCACAUCUUCCCCAGUCGGUGAAAGACAUCCUGAGGUGGACCUUGGAUUAUUUCAGAAACACUUUGUUGGGCUGGAUCCGUGAUCAUGGCGGAUGGAUCAACAGUUUUUCCGAGUUGGCCCGCGCACCGAUGAGGAGUGUGUCGUGGUUGAGCUCACACACCUGCGGCUUCAUUGUCAUCACCUUCAUCGCUGGCAUGGGUAUUGGCGGCAUCAUCUCCUGGAAACUGGCCAAGGGCACCUGAUGAACACAUGCACACGCACACGCACGCACGCACAGACACGCACGCACGCGAGACCUGUGUCAAAUAGUAUUUUGCGAAUAAUUUUUCAUCAUUUGAAGGUUUCAGCUAUUUGAAAGUCAUUGUGUUUACUGGGAUUCACAGCUCAGGCAAUAAUACUCAUGUUGUCCGGAUGCUGUAAACUCCCCCCACGUGUUUGAUGAAUUUUAAAACAGCUGCUGAGAAUCAUGUGCAAAAUACUUUUCUGACCCUGGUCUCGCUCUCCUUUUCUUUGUGUAUUUCUUUCUCUUUUUUAUUGUUUGUUUUGAACUAUGCAUAUCAACCAGUGGACUUGAAAGUUAGCGAGAAGACUGUUUACAUUAAAGACCCCCUCCACUCAAAAAUAUAUUUUUAUGUUUGUGUCCCACAGCCAAUCCCAUUGACUAACGGGGUGCUGCUUUAUAUAUCAUUAGCACCAGCCUUGAGUAUUUUAUUCUCAAAAAAUGAACAAUAUUAGUGUUACAUUAGUGUAACUAAGAUUAGUGGAUUUUUUUUUUAUUUUUUAUCCUGUAUAGAUUAUCAAACAUGAUAAAAGUUAUGGGGGGGCUGUUUGCCUAGUCAUAGGUCUGUGCAUACGCAGACUUAAAGAACUAUGCAUACUUAAUCAAUGCAAGGUGUAGAGUUAUAUCUAAGCCAUUUAAGGCAUGAAGGAAUGUUGUUUUAAUGGAAAAAAGACUACUAAUUAUGUAAUAUUGGUAAACUGGUGAUUUUUUAAGGGGUUAUCAGUGGCUAGAGGGGGAAUUUUGUAAUGGCCUUUGAACCAUACACUCUGUGGAAUACAAUAACAUCCCUGGCCAAAAGCACAUAGAGUAAGUAGGUGUUAAGGAGGGAGACUAAAUUUGCACUUUUUGUGUGGUAUGGACUAUCAUUAGUAGGAAAGCUUUGGUCCAAGUAUACUGAAAUCUUGUAAAAUGAAAUUAUGUCUUGUAUGUUAGGUAUAAAAACAGAGAUCUAGUAAUUAUAUAAAUGAAAAUGUUUAAAUCAAAAUGUCAGUUGAAUCGUGUGAGCCACCAGCAGCCUUAAGCCGCUCAGGAUUCAGACUUUUUUUUUCAUCACUCUUAACUUGUCUGCAAUAACUUUUUAAUUUUAAGUACUAACACUUUUUCAUGUUAGCAAAUGCAUAUUCUGGUACUGUCAAUCAUCAGGUCAUGAAGUUUACAUCUGCUGCCCUAAACACAAGCAAUAGCCACUAGGGUUGAAAAAUGACGGAAAGAAAGAGAGAAAGAGGGAGAAAAAAAAGGCAUUACAGUACUGUUAACACUGUUUGAUUGACUGGUCAUUUCUGGGAAAUGCAGUGCAUUACUGCACCGGCGAGUUUAGCGCUAACCACCAAAGAUAGACACAAAACAAAUAGAAUGAAAUUUUAAGUAUUUUUAAUCCUUAAGUGAUUGAAGUUCGCACCCCAGCUGCCUUGAAACAGCAUCUGUGGAGGCUUCACAGUCAUUGAAAAAGGAGACGGUGAACUCAGUCUGGAAGUUAAAAAGCAACAAUGGUACUCAUUGUGUUUUAUCUGUUGCAUGAUUAGCUUCACUGUACUUCACUGUGUUUCUUCUUGCUUCUUUUGGCUGCUAGCCUCACCUUGAUAGCCACAGAGCUCACUGCUGGCCAUGCCCACAGUACACAACCAAAAAUAUCCCCAACAUCACCAAAAAAAAAAAAAAAAUAUAU
Molecule: messenger RNA, 2544 nt
Organism: Myripristis murdjan (pinecone soldierfish)
Lineage: Eukaryota; Metazoa; Chordata; Actinopteri; Holocentriformes; Holocentridae
Gene: baxb
Product: BCL2 associated X, apoptosis regulator b
Exons: 6
Coding region: 229-840 (203 amino acids)
Biological process (GO): intrinsic apoptotic signaling pathway in response to DNA damage; release of cytochrome c from mitochondria; regulation of apoptotic process
Cellular component (GO): mitochondrial outer membrane
Molecular function (GO): channel activity; BH domain binding
Source: RefSeq, a predicted model, not a curated record